AUGGAGAGACUGAACAUACAACGAAAACAUAGAAAAAGAAACACAGAAAUAAGAAAAACUACAAAAAUAAUAGAUGCUUUGGAACAUUCUCUAAAACUAAAAUGGAAAUGGGCAGGUCACAUUGCACGAAUGGAUAGGGAAAAAUGGACACACAAAGUGACUACUUGGCAGGGACCUACAAAUAAAAGGCAAAGAGGUAGACCGAGAGAAAAGUGGGUUAAUGAAUUUCAGUUGACCACUGCGGCAGUUAUACCACCAAAAGAAGCCAUAAUGUCGUUAGUAGCACAAGCGUUUCAAGCCAGCAAAAUUGUCCCCGAUGUCAUUCCUACAGCUCCUGAAGCGACCAUAGAACUCAAGUAUCCCAGCGGUGCGGUGGCUUCCCAGGGCAACGAGCUGACUCCCACUCAAGUGAAGAAUCAGCCGAGCGUAUCCUAUAAGGCGGACCCUGCCGCGUACUACACGCUCGUAUUCACAGAUCCCGACAACUACAAUACUACAGAGCCGGUGUACCGCGAGUGGCACCACUGGCUAGUGGGCAACAUUCCCGGUAACAAGGUCUCCCAGGGCGAGGUGCUGUCCGGCUACAUCGGUUCCGGCCCGCCAGAGGGCACUGGCAUCCACAGAUACGUCUUCAUCCUGUACAAGCAGCCCGGCAAGAUCAACUUCGAUGGGACUAGGCUGACCAACAAAUCCAUUGACGGUCGUGCUGCUUUCUCUACGAAGAAAUUUGCUGAGAAAUACAACCUGGGUGCACCCGUUGCUGGGAAUUUUUACCGCGCCCAAUUCGACGACUACGUUCCACAGCUUUAUAAAAGCUUGGGAGUUUGA
Chilo suppressalis (striped riceborer) is the source of this 828-nucleotide messenger RNA. The record is from the annotation of a GenBank genome assembly. NCBI's taxonomy places the organism in Eukaryota, Metazoa, Arthropoda, Insecta, Lepidoptera, Crambidae.